AUGAAAAAGAUGAAAGGGAAAGAGACAGACAAAAGAGAGCAGAAGAAAGAAAAUAAGAGAGAAAUGGAGGACAGGAGGAAUGAUGAGAUACGGAAAGCAACAGAAAGUAUUGAAAGAAAAUUAAGGAAAGACGAAAUGUUGAAAGAGAAAAUGAAAGAAGAGAAAAGAAAAAAAGAGAAACAAAGAAUUGAAGCAGACAGAACAGAAAAAGAAAAAUAAGACAAACUUGAGAAGGAAAGGACAGAGAAAGAAAAACAGGAGAAAAUUGAAAAUGAAAAAAAGAGAAUAGAAAAAGAAAAACAAGACAAACUUGAGAAGGAAAGGAGAGAGAAAGAAGAACAAGACAAACUCGAGAAGGAAAAGAGGGAGAAAGAAAAACAGGAGAAAAUUGAAAAUGAAAGAAGAGAAAAGGAAAAAGAGAAACAAAGGAUUGAAGCAGAGAGAAUAGAAAAAGAAAAACAAGACAAACUUGAGAAGGAAAAACAGCAGAAAAUUGAAAAUGAAAGAAGAGAAAAGGAAAAAGAGAAACAAAGGAUUGAAGCAGAGAGAAUAGAAAAAGAAAAACAAGAUACACUUGAGAAGGAAAGGAGAGAGAAAGAAAAACAGGAGAAAAUUGAAAAUGAAAGAAGAGAAAAUGAAAAACAGGAACAAACGAUUAAAGCAGAGAGAAUAGAAAAAGAAAAACAAGACAAAACGGAGAAGGAAAAACAGGAGAAAAUCGAAAAUGAAAAGAGAGAAAUGGAAAAACAACAGAAACAGAGGAUGGAAAUUGAAAAAUUAGAAAAAGAAAGAAAAGAACAGGAAAGGAGAGAGGAGAAACAAGAGAGGAGAGGAAAGGAAAAGGAAGAAAAAGAUUGA
Mercenaria mercenaria is the source of this 858-nucleotide messenger RNA. RefSeq names its product calponin homology domain-containing protein DDB_G0272472-like. The record is from RefSeq and is a predicted model, not a curated record. The transcript has 3 exons. NCBI's taxonomy places the organism in Eukaryota, Metazoa, Mollusca, Bivalvia, Venerida, Veneridae.